AUGAUGGAAGGAACCUUUACCAACGUCGGCAAUCACCUCGUCGGCGACUCUGCAUCCGCCAUCAAUAACGAGGGCGACGACCUCAGCACGCUGGACGCCGGCGAAAGUGCGCUGGACAGCGAAUAUGGCCGUGGCAACCUGAACGGUGGCCCGCGCAGGAGGAGAGUGGGUGACGAUGACGAGACCGAGGCCUACGACGACGACGAUGUAGAGAGCGUGGCCUCGCAUGCUGUCAACGGUGCGCAGGCGGGCAAGGGCGACAACGCCGGGCAAGAGGAGGACAUCGAGCUGCCAGCGCACGCCUGUGCCUACUGCGGCAUCCACAACGAGGGCUCCGUGGUCAAGUGUCUGGCUUGCUCGAAAUGGUUCUGCUCCGCACGAGGCAACACCAGCACCAGCCACAUCAUCAACCAUCUCGUACGCGCACGGCACAAGGAGGUCCAGCUACACCCUGCCUCUCCCCUCGGCGACACCACGCUGGAAUGCUACAACUGUGGCACGAAGAACGUCUUCCUGCUCGGUUUCAUCCCUGCCAAGUCGGAUACGGUGGUCGUGCUGCUGUGCAGGCAGCCUUGUGCGAGCAUGGGUGGCAGUGGCAAGGACAUGAACUGGGACACCUCAAAAUGGGAACCACUCAUCACCGAUCGCUCGUUCUUGCCGUGGCUCGUCAAUAGUCCAACAGAUCAAGAGCAAAUGCGCGCGCGUCACCUCAGCCCGCAGGUUCUUGCAAAGCUGGAAGAGAUGUGGAAGGACAACAGCAGCGCCACCAUCCAGGAUCUCGAGAAGGGCUUAAGUGCUGGCACACUGGACGACGAUCCAAACCCGGUCUUACUCCGCUACGAUGACGCCUACCAGUACCAGAAUGUCUUCGGACCGCUCGUCAAGAUUGAGGCCGACUACGAUCGCAAGCUCAAGGAAGCGCAAUCACAGGACAAUCUCAUCGUUCGCUGGGACUUUGGCUUGAACAACAAGCACCUUGCUUCCUUCACAUUGCCAAAACUCGAACUUGGCGACGUCAAGCUUGCAGUCGGAGACGAGAUGCGCCUGCGCUACGUCGGCGAACUUCGACCACAUUGGGACGGCGUGGGUUACGUCAUCAAGAUCCCGAACAACCAAAGCGACGAGGUUACGCUUGAACUGCGCGGACGAGGAACCAGUGGAGAAGGAGGAAAGGGCGGCGGCAGCGUACCCACCGAGUGCACCCACAACUUCACGGCCGACUAUGUUUGGAAGGCUACCAGCUUCGAUCGCAUGCAGUUUGCCAUGAAGACUUUCGCGCUCGAUGAGAUGUCUGUCUCCGGUUACAUCUUCCAUCGCCUGUUGGGCCACGAAGUCGCUGCUGCUCCCAUGAAGACCCAGCUGCCUCGAAAGUUUUCGGUGCCAGGCUUGCCCGAGCUCAACGGCUCGCAGAUCAAUGCUGUCAAGUCUGUCCUUCAGAAGCCGCUCUCGCUCAUCCAGGGUCCACCCGGGACCGGAAAGACGGUCACCUCAGCUACGAUCAUCCACCACCUCGCUAAAAUGAACCAGGGCCAGGUCUUGGUUUGCGCCCCUUCCAACGUUGCGGUCGAUCAGCUUUGCGAGCGCAUCCACUUGACCAAGCUCAAAGUCGUGCGUGUGACAGCCAAGUCUCGGGAGGAUGUUGAAAGCUCAGUCGGCUUUCUCAGUCUCCAUCGUCAAGUUGGCAUGAACGACACCAACCCGGAACUUGCGAAGCUGAUGCAACUGAAGGCAGAGUUGGGCGAGCUGUCGAGCCAGGACGAGAAGAAGUUCAAGACUCUGACACGUGCGGCCGAACGCGAGAUCCUGACGAAUGCGGAUGUCAUCUGCACGACCUGUGUUGGCGCUGGAGAUCCGAGAUUGGCGAAGCUGAAAUUCAGGACUGUGCUGAUCGACGAGAGCACACAGUCGGCCGAGCCAGAGUGCUUGAUCCCGCUUGUACUAGGCUGCAAGCAAGUUGUUUUGGUCGGAGAUCACCAGCAGCUCGGGCCCGUCGUCAUGUCCAAGCGCGCUGCGAAGGCUGGGCUCAAUCAGUCCCUCUUCGAGCGCCUCGUCAUCCUCGGCGUGGUACCAGUACGCCUGCAAGUCCAAUAUCGCAUGCACCCGGCCCUGUCCGAGUUCCCAUCCAACAUGUUCUACGAAGGCUCGCUACAGAACGGCGUAACGAUGCAACAGCGCAUCCGUCGUGAAGUCGACUUCCCAUGGCCCGCUGGUGGAGGUGGUCCAGGUGGAGAGCGUCCGAUGAUGUUUUGGUCGAAUCUCGGCAACGAAGAGAUCAGCGCCAGCGGAACGUCCUACCUCAAUCGCACGGAGGCCGGCAACGUGGAGAAGAUUGUCACACGCUUCUUCAAAGCUGGUGUCCAGCCCGGCGAGAUUGGUAUCAUCACUCCGUACGAGGGCCAACGCAGUUAUGUCGUACAGAACAUGGCCAAUUCGGGCAGCUUUAAGAAAGAUCUGUACCGCGAGAUCGAAGUGGCCAGCGUGGACGCUUUCCAGGGUCGUGAGAAGGACUUUAUCGUGCUGUCCUGUGUCCGUUCAAACGAGCACCAAGGCAUCGGUUUCUUGUCAGACCCGCGCCGUCUCAACGUGGCUCUUACUCGUGCUCGCUAUGGGCUGGUCAUUCUUGGGAACCCCAAAGUCCUGGCGAAGCAUCCGUUGUGGCACUUUCUGCUGCUGCACUUCAAGGAGCGCGGCUGCUUGGUCGAAGGACCAUUGACGAACCUGCAAACCAGCUUGCUGCAGUUCGGCCGUCCGAAGGUCGCUUAUCGCGGCCCACAGCGCUUCCAAAUGGGCAUGAACAACGCCGCCGGCGGACAGAUGGCGGCUGGACCACCACGAGGCAUGAACGGUGGAAGCAGAAAUGGUGAAGGCCAAAGCGUUGCGGGCUACAUUCCCGACGACGUCAGUUCAAUUCACUCCUCUACACUUGGAGGUGGCGGCGGCGCUCCGCUCGCCCCAGCCCAGCAGCCGGCGUACCCACCAAUGUUCCAGAGCUUCCAGGACACCUGGCCAACUCUGCCUCCUAAUGCUCGCGGCGGAUCCGCUCCUCGUGCCCCGGCGCCAGGCCCUCAAUCUGUCGCCGGCGAGAGCGUUGCAGCCUCCGAGGUCACCGAUCUCACCUCCACGACUCGCAACGGCAUCCCGGGCCAGGGCGGCGUCAGCCUUGCCGGCCUCUCGAUCAACGAUCUCAACAAACAGGCCAGCCUGAGUCAAAGCGACAAGCUCCGCAGGUACGUUGAGGCGCAGCAGCAAAGCGUGCAGCAACCGCCGAUCGGUGCAGGCAGAGGUCCGGUCAACAGGACUACACUGGGCGACGAUGAGGAUGCGAGGAGCAUCUCAACGAGCUUUGCAAGUCAGGUGGGUGGAUAUCGAGGAGGUGCGAACGUAGGUACGGGUGGGUAG
Messenger RNA from Saxophila tyrrhenica, 3399 nucleotides. It is a transcript of the gene NAM7, whose product is annotated as ATP-dependent RNA helicase. Lineage: Eukaryota; Fungi; Ascomycota; Dothideomycetes; Mycosphaerellales; Extremaceae. The record is from RefSeq and is a predicted model, not a curated record. Gene Ontology annotation, biological process: nuclear-transcribed mRNA catabolic process, nonsense-mediated decay. Gene Ontology annotation, molecular function: ATP hydrolysis activity; DNA binding; ATP binding. The coding region runs from base 1 to 3399 and encodes 1132 amino acids. Gene Ontology annotation, cellular component: cytoplasm. The transcript has a single exon.